This is a messenger RNA of Daphnia pulicaria, 1954 nucleotides long. RefSeq names its product probable methylmalonate-semialdehyde dehydrogenase [acylating], mitochondrial. Gene Ontology annotation, cellular component: mitochondrion. NCBI's taxonomy places the organism in Eukaryota, Metazoa, Arthropoda, Branchiopoda, Diplostraca, Daphniidae. Gene Ontology annotation, biological process: L-valine catabolic process; thymine catabolic process. The transcript is spliced from 11 exons. Bases 121 to 1698 code for a protein of 525 amino acids. Gene Ontology annotation, molecular function: malonate-semialdehyde dehydrogenase (acetylating, [NAD(P)+]) activity; methylmalonate-semialdehyde dehydrogenase (acylating, NAD+) activity. The record is from RefSeq and is a predicted model, not a curated record.
UAGAUGUCGUGAAUCCGUUUGUGUUGUUUUAAUCGCAUUAGAUUUUUUUUCCCACAAUUCGUUUAUCCUUUUUCGAGUAGCAGUUCGGGAACGUGAUCGUACGAAUUUUGUAUUCUAAACAUGGCUGCUAUCAUGCUGCGCACCGUGUCUCUUAUCCCAAAGUCUUUCCAACAUGCCAGUCUGCGUGGAAACCACUGUGCCAUCCCCACAACAAAGCUUUUCAUCAACAACAAAAUGGUUGAAUCAAAGACAAAUGAAUGGAUUGAUCUUUGUGACCCAGCUACCAAUGAAGUAAUUACAAAAGUUCCCAAAUCAACUCGGGAAGAGAUGGAAAAUGCUGUUGAAUCAGCCAAAGCAGCUUACAAAACAUGGUCCAAAACAUCCAUUCUUACAAGGCAGCAAGUCAUGUUGAGAUAUCAACACAUUAUUAGAAACAGCAUGAAAGAGCUGGCUAAAAGCAUCACUUCUGAACAAGGUAAGACCUUGGUGGAUGCUGAAGGUGAUGUACUUAGAGGUCUCCAGGUUGUUGAACAUUGCUGCAGUGUAACAAGUCUUCAAUUGGGAGAGACUAUGCCAAACAUUGCCAAGGAUAUGGAUACGUUAUCGUUCCGAACUCCCUUGGGUGUUUGUGCAGGAAUCACGCCCUUCAACUUCCCAGCCAUGAUUCCACUUUGGAUGUUCCCCGUCGCGCUCGUUUGCGGUAACACUUACAUCGUCAAACCUUCGGAGAGAGAUCCUGGCGCUUGCAUGAUGCUCGUUGAUAUGCUCCGUGAAGCUGGUGCACCUGACGGUGUAGUCAACGUAAUCCACGGAGCUCACGAUUCCGUGAACUUCAUUUGCGAUCACCCUGACAUUAAAGCCAUUUCCUUUGUGGGAUCCGAUCAAGCCGGCCAAUACAUUUACGAGCGAGGAUCACGUCACGGCAAGCGUGUUCAAGCCAAUAUGGGAGCCAAAAAUCACGGAGUCAUCAUGCCCGAUGCUAAUAAAGAAAAUACCCUCAAUCAACUGGUUGGUGCCGCUUUUGGCGCUGCUGGUCAACGUUGCAUGGCUCUGAGCACUGCUCUCUUUGUUGGCGAGGCUGCCAACUGGAUUCCUGAUCUGGUUGAGAGGGCCAAGAAACUCAAAGUGAACGCAGGUCACAUUGCUGAUGCCGAUCUCGGUCCCGUCAUUUCUCCCGAAGCCAAAAACCGUAUCCACAAGUUGGUUCAAUCAGGCAUCGAUGAAGGAGCCCAUUGUAUUUUGGAUGGUCGUAAGAUUGUCGUUCCUGGAUUCGAAAAGGGCAAUUUUGUUGGCCCAACCAUUUUGACUGACGUCACGCCUUCUAUGGAGUGUUAUCGCGAAGAAAUCUUUGGCCCCGUUUUGGUUAUCCUUAAGGUGAACACUUUGGAUGAUGCCAUUAAUACAAUCAACUCUAACAUGUAUGGCAACGGCACGGCCAUUUUUACCACCAACGGAGCCACGGCCAGGAAAUUUACUCAGGAAAUUGACGUUGGUCAGGUUGGAGUUAACGUGCCGAUUCCUGUUCCGCUUCCGAUGUUUUCCUUCACCGGCUCACGUGGAUCUUUCCGUGGUGAUACCAACUUUUACGGCAAACAAGGAAUCAACUUCUACACUCAAUUGAAAACAGUGACGCAGAUGUGGCGCGAGCAAGAUGUCACCCACACACAGGCAGCGGUCGCAAUGCCAACAAUGCAAUAGAUACCUACAACAUGUAGUUACCCUCAGGCCGCGUUGGCGAGAAUGAUUUUUACAAUUACAAAUAAGGAGAGUUACAAUAAUCUCGGUGAUUGUUUGUGAGCUUUGUAUCAGUUCAUCCAAAACCUCCAAGUGGAAAUUAUGGGCUCUAAAAAAAUGGAAUAUCUUUUGUUUUGCCGUAUAAGUUUGUUGUUCUCUGUAUUCCAAUGGGGUUUUUGUUAUUGUUAAAAUAAUAAAGUUGCAACAGAUUUUCUCUUUC